Caenorhabditis remanei is the source of this 2481-nucleotide messenger RNA. RefSeq lists its product as uncharacterized. Bases 1 to 2481 code for a protein of 826 amino acids. The transcript has 6 exons. Lineage: Eukaryota; Metazoa; Nematoda; Chromadorea; Rhabditida; Rhabditidae. The record is from RefSeq and is a predicted model, not a curated record. Gene Ontology annotation, molecular function: protein binding.
AUGACAACUGGAUUUCCUCUUCUUCGUCUUCCGUACCUCGUUCUUAUGCCUGUCUUGGAACAAAUGGAAUUUAUGGAAAGAAUUGCACUCUCGGUUCUCUCUAAACGAGCCAGAAUGUUCUUGAAACUUCUCAAAAUGAAGAGUAUGCGGAUACAUUUAAUAUUGAAAUUUAGCACAAUCGAGAUGCAAGUGUACUUUGAUAACUCGAAACAGUUUCAACUAGAAAUGUAUAUUGGUGGAUAUCUAGAAUUGAGAUAUCGAAAUGAUGUAUUUCGAUGUAACACCUUGGGACAACCUCCAAUGGACUAUGUCAUUUGGAUUAUGGACGUCAUGCAUUGCAAGUCGGUUGAGCAGUUUACAAUCACUAAAAUAUCUGAAUGCGAUAUUUUCCCUCUUCUUGUGAACCUACCAAAAGUUGAUGAAGUCGUUGUUAACGGCGGUUUGUCACACUUUUUUUCGGUAGAAGACCGGCUUCUAAAAGUUUUGAGAAUCGUAUUGCCAGUAUCUUCUGCAGUUACUAUUUCCUAUCACUUCCGAAACCGGAAAUAUCUCCGAGAAAUUCUCAAAGGGAAUUUCGACGCGGUUAUUGUGAGAAUCCUUGAGCGUCGCAACUUGCCACAUCACGACAUGAGGUCUUCUCUUAAUGAUUUGAGAAUUACAAACGCUAAGGCUCUCGUGCUUCAGGACCUGAUCCCUAAUAAGAAGGACAUGAACCGCUUUUUCAAGUUGUGGAUGAAGAAAUCGUGUAAUCCUCGACUGGAAUAUUUGCAAGUGAGAAUAUCCGGCAAGGACAAUAAGGAUAUUUUUCUGGAAGGACUCAACGCUGUUCAAGUUUCUCUUGAGACAAAAAUAGCAUUCCCGGUUUUAGGAAACGUGACACAGCUAUCUUUUAAUGAGAAGGUUACCGCCGAAUUCGAUAUAACAAGAGCCGAUGGGAGAACAGCAACAAUCAAAUUUGGAAAAGUCGGUGGAACGGAUUAUAUUUAUUUCUACGUUUGGCCAGGAUCUACUAAUGAUACAUCUCUUCUUGAGUCUCUAUUCAUGUAUAUGACGACUGGUUUACCUCUUCUCCGUCUUCCGUACCUCGUGCUUAUGCCUGUCUUGGAACAAAUGGAAUUUACGGAAAGAAUAGCGUUAUCUAUUCUCUCCAAACGAACCCGAAUGUUCUUGAAGAAACUCAAAAUGGAGUGUCAGCGUAUGAAUUUAAGGUUCAAAUAUGGAACUAUCGAGAUGGAAGUGUUCUUUGAUAACUCGAAUCAGUUUCAACUAGAAAUGUAUAUGGGUGGAUAUGUAGAAUUGAGAUAUGGAAAUGCUGUAUUUCUAUGUAACACCUUGGGACUACCUCCAAUGGACUAUGCCCUUUGGAUUAUGGACGUCAUGCAUUGCAAGUCGAUUAAGAAGUUUACAAUCGAAAAAAUAUCUCAAUGCGAUAUUCGCCCUCUCCUUGUGAACCUGCCAAAAGUUGAUGAAGUCGUUGUUAACGGCGGUUUAUCAGACUUCUUUCCGGUAGAAGAACGGCUUCUAAAAGUUUUGAGCAUCGUUUUGCCAGUAUCUUCUGCAAUUACUAUUUCCUAUCAUUUCCAAAACCGUAAAUAUCUCCGAGAAAUUCUCAAAUGGAAUUUCAACGCAUUGGAUGUGAGAAUCUUUGAGAAAUGGCCACAUCGCGACAUGAAGUUUUCUCUUAAUGAUUUUUGGAUUACAAACGCUAAGGCUCUCGUGCUUGAGGACCUAAUCCUUGAUGAGAAGGACCUGAACCGCUUUUUCAAGAUGUGGAUGAAGAAAAUGUGUAAUCAUCAACUAGAAUACUUGGAAGUGAUAAAACACAGUGAUAUCGUCAAUAAAGAUCUAAUUUUGAAAGGAUUGGACACUACUCCAGUUUCUCUUGAGACAAAGAGAAAUUUCCCGGUUUCGGAAAACGUAAAACAAGAGCUUUCAAGUGAAAGGAUUACAGCCGAAUUCGAUAUAACAAGAUCCGAUGGGAGAACAGCAACAAUCAGAUUUGCAGAAGUCUAUAGAAGGAAAUCUAUUUAUUUCUACGUUUGGCCAGGAUCUACUAAUGAGAUGACGACUGGAUUUCCUCUUCUCCGUCUUCCGUACCUCGUGCUUAUGCCUGUCUUGGAACAAAUGGAAUUUACGGAAAGAAUCGCGUUGUCUAUUCUCUCCAAACGAGCCAGAAUGUUUUUGAAGCAACUCAAAAUGGAGUGUGAGCGUAUCAAUUUAAGACUGGAGCAUAACAGCAUCGAGAUGGAAAUGUUUAUUGAUAACUGUAAAGGAUUCAGAGUGUUAAUGUGCAUCGAUAAAUAUCAAGGACGCGAUUACAUACAUCCUUAUCUAAUGUCUUUUUCAUGUUGUCCUGGUAGACUACCUCCAAUGGAUUAUGUCGCUCCGAUUAUGGAUGUCACUCACUGCAAGUCGAUUAAACAGUUGACAAUCGCUGAAUUACCACGUUGGGAUACUCUCCCUCUCCUCGCCAAAAAUUGA